Aspergillus welwitschiae is the source of this 5121-nucleotide messenger RNA. Its product is annotated as ATP-dependent RNA helicase BRR2. The coding region runs from base 17 to 4957 and encodes 1646 amino acids. NCBI's taxonomy places the organism in Eukaryota, Fungi, Ascomycota, Eurotiomycetes, Eurotiales, Aspergillaceae. Gene Ontology annotation, cellular component: nucleus. The transcript is spliced from 2 exons. Gene Ontology annotation, molecular function: ATP binding; nucleic acid binding. The record is from RefSeq and is a predicted model, not a curated record.
CAAGACGAAUGUUGCCAUGCUCACCAUUCUCCGCGAAAUCGGAAAGAACCGCAACCCUGAAACAGGUGAGAUCAUGUUGGAUGACUUCAAGAUCAUCUACAUCUCUCCGUUGAAGGCGCUGGUUCAGGAGCAAGUCGGAAACCUCGGCAAGCGACUGGAGCCGUAUGGCAUCAAGGUUGCUGAACUCAGUGGUGAUCGGCAGCUCACCAAGCAGCAAAUUGCUGAAACGCAAAUUAUUGUGACCACCCCCGAGAAGUUUGAUGUUAUUACAAGAAAGGCGUCGGAAACGAGCUACACAAGGCUUGUUCGUCUUGUUGUUAUCGAUGAAAUCCACCUUCUUCACGACGAUCGUGGUCCUGUCAUCGAGAGCAUCGUGAGCAGAACGAUUCGCAAGGUCGAACAGACCGGUGACCCUGUGCGAAUUGUUGGUCUCAGUGCUACCCUUCCUAACUAUCGUGAUGUUGCAAGCUUUUUGCGCGUCGAUCCCCUUAAGGGUCUCUUCCAUUUCGACGGGUCUUAUAGGCCAUGCCCGCUGAAGCAGGAGUUCAUUGGUGUUACCGACAAGAAGGCUAUCAAGCAGUUGAAGACGAUGAACGAUAUUUGCUAUAACAAGGUGCUUGAGCAGGUAGGACAGCGGAGGAAUCAGAUGCUUAUCUUCGUCCACUCUCGAAAGGAGACCGCCAAAACCGCCAAGUACAUCAGGGACAAGGCUCUUGAAAUGGAGACCAUUGGUCAGAUCCUGCGAAGCGAUGCCGCAAGCAGAGCCAUCUUGGCCGAAGAAGCCGAGACCGUGGACGAUCCCUCCCUCAAAGAUCUUCUGCCUUACGGCCUCGGUAUUCACCAUGCUGGUCUGAGUCUUGCGGACCGUGAUUCAGUUCAGGCUCUCUUCAGUGAUGGUAGCAUCCAAGUGCUUGUGUGCACGGCAACGCUCGCCUGGGGUGUCAACCUACCUGCUCAUACCGUCAUUAUCAAGGGUACCCAGAUCUACUCCCCUGAAAAGGGUAGCUGGGUUGAACUUAGCCCUCAAGAUGUUCUCCAGAUGCUGGGACGAGCUGGACGACCUCAGUACGACACAUUCGGUGAGGGUAUUAUUAUUACCUCGCAGACUGAGAUUCAGUACUAUCUGUCGCUUAUGAACCAGCAGCUGCCGAUCGAGAGUCAGCUUAUGAGUAAGCUUGCGGAUAAUAUGAAUGCUGAGAUCGUUCUUGGCAAUAUUCGCACGCGCGACGAGGGUGUGGAUUGGCUAGGAUACACUUAUCUGUUUGUCCGUAUGCUUCGUUCACCCGGAUUGUACAGUGUUGGCGCCGAUUACGAGGAGGACGAGGCACUGGAGCAGAAGCGUGUCGAUCUUGUCCACUCUGCAGCAGUCAUCUUGGAGCGGGCAGGCCUUGUCAAGUACGACAAGAAGACGGGACGCCUGCAGUCGACUGAGCUUGGACGCAUCGCCUCUCAUUACUAUAUUGGCCACAACUCCAUGUUGACGUACUCUCAGCACAUCCAGCCCUCCAUCACGCCCAUCGAACUCUUCCGUAUCUUCGCCUUGAGUGACGAAUUUAAGUACAUUCCAGUCCGUCAAGAUGAAAAGCUCGAGCUUGCCAAGUUGCUGGGACGUGUGCCUGUUCCCGUCAAGGAAGGCAUCGACGAGCCUCAUUCGAAGAUUAACGUGCUCCUGCAGGCCUAUAUUUCCAGACUCAAGCUUGAGGGACUGGCGCUUAUGGCAGAUAUGGUUUAUGUCACACAGUCGGCUGGACGUAUUCUGCGCGCUCUGUUUGAGAUUUCCCUGAAGAAGGGCUGGUCAUCUGUGGCUAAGACGGCUCUUAAUCUCUGUAAGAUGGCUGAACGACGGAUGUGGCCGACGAUGACGCCGCUGCGUCAGUUCCCAACCUGUCCUAGAGACAUCUUGCAGAAGGCUGAGAGAAUCGAUGUGCCAUGGGCUAGUUAUUUCGACCUUGAUCCUCCUCGUAUGGGCGAGCUUCUCGGUAUGCCGAAGGCUGGUCGCAUCGUCUGCGACCUCGUUUCCAAAUUCCCCCGCUUGGAAGUCCAAGCGCAGGUACAGCCUGUCACUCGUUCUAUGCUCCGGGUUGAGUUGACCAUCACCCCCAACUUUGUGUGGGACGAGGCGCUCCAUGGAAACGCGCAGGACUUCUGGAUCUUGGUCGAGGAUUGCGAUGGAGAGGAAAUUCUAUUCCAUGAUCAGUUCCUUCUCCGCGGAGACAUUGCGCAGUCCGAGAUGAACGAGCACCUUGUCGAAUUUACUGUUCCGAUCACCGAACCUAUGCCUCCCAACUACUUCAUCUCGCUCGUUUCGGACCGUUGGAUGCACUCGGAAACGAAGAUUGCUGUUUCUUUCCAAAAGCUUAUUCUUCCGGAGCGCUUCCCCCCGCACACUCCUCUGCUGGAUAUGCAACGUGCCCCAGUCAAGGCACUGAAGCGCGAUGAAUACCAGCAACUGUACCCUGAGUGGCAAUACUUCAACAAAAUCCAGACACAGACCUUCAAGUCUCUGUUCGACACGGAUGACAAUGUCUUUAUCGGUGCUCCUACCGGCAGUGGCAAGACCGUUUGCGCAGAGCUUGCGCUGCUGCGUCAUUGGACUCAGGAAGACAGUGGUAGGGCCGUUUACAUUGCCCCGUUCCAGGAAUUGGUUGAUCAACGUCUCGCCGAUUGGGAGAAGCGACUGAGCAAUAUCGCCGGUGGAAAGACCAUUGUGAAGCUUACUGGAGAGACGACUGCCGACCUCAGGCUUUUAGAACGUGCCGAUCUUGUCCUUGCCACACCUACUCAAUGGGAUGUCUUGUCCAGGCAGUGGCGGAAGCGUAAGAACGUCCGUGCAGUGCAGCUUUUCAUCGCUGAUGAGAUCCAAAUGCUCGGCGGUUAUGGAGGAUACGUGUAUGAGGUGGUUGUCUCUCGUAUGCACUCUAUGGCGCUGGAAACUGAGAGUGGCAUGCGUAUUGUUGGCCUGAGCGUGCCGCUUGCCAAUGCUCGCGACCUGGGUGAGUGGAUCGGUGCCAACAAGCACACAAUCUACAACUUCAGCCCGCAUGCCCAACCGGUGCCUCUCGAGCUUCACAUCCAGUCUUUCACCAUUCCUCACUUCCCCUCGCUUAUGCUCGCCAUGGCUAGGCCAGCGUAUCUUUCGAUUCUUCAGCUAUCCCCCGACAAGCCUGCCAUUGUUUUCGUGCCUAGCCGCAAGCAGACUCGUUCGACCGCCAUGGAUCUCCUAGCUGCCUGCGCUACUGAUGAUGAUGAAGACCGGUUCCUUAACGCCGAUGUCAAUGAGCUGGCACCCCUCCUAAGCCGUAUCAAUGAACGGACCCUCGCAGAGUCACUAACUCACGGCAUUGGCUACUACCACGAAGCGCUCAGCCCUACCGACAAGCGCAUUGUCUCUCAUCUCUUCAGCAUCGGUGCAAUUCAAGUCCUCCUUGCCUCCAGAGAUGUUUGCUGGGAGCUCAAUCUCACCGCGCACCUUGUGAUUGUCAUGGGAACACAGUUCUUCGAAGGCCGGGAGCAUCGCUAUAUCGACUACCCUAUCAGCGAGAUUCUCCAGAUGUUCGGCAAGGCCUCUCGUCCCGGUGAGGAUAAGAUUGGCCGUGGUGUGCUUAUGGUCCCAGCUGUCAAGCGGGAAUACUACAAGAAGUUCCUCAACGAAGCAUUGCCCGUUGAGAGUCAUCUGCAAGCCUACUUGCAUGACGCCUUCGUCACAGAGAUCAGCACCAGGACGAUUGGAUCAACCCAGGAUGCGAUCGACUGGAUGACCCACACCUAUUUCUAUCGCCGGCUUUUGGCUAACCCCAGCUUCUACGGUCUGACCGAUGUCAGUCACGAGGGUCUCAGUACUUUCCUGUCGGAACUACUGGAGAACACUCUGAAGGAAUUGUCGGAUGCCAAGAUCGUUGAUCUGGAUGAAGAGGAUGACAGUGUAUCGCCCUUGAACGCGGCCAUGAUUGGAUCUUACUACAAUAUCUCUUUCAUUACGAUGCAGACCUUCCUUCUCUCCCUGUCGGCUCGCACGAAGCUCAAGGGUAUCCUGGAGAUUGUCACGUCAGCCACAGAAUUCGAGUCGAUCCAGAUGCGCCGUCACGAGGACCACAUCCUACGUCGCGUAUACGACCGUGUGCCUGUUAAGAUGUCGCAGGUCGCCUACGACUCGCCGCACUUCAAGGCCUUCGUGCUGCUGCAAGCUCACUUCUCGCGCAUGCAGUUGCCGAUCGAUCUUGCAAAGGACCAGGAGGUCAUUGUCAGCAAGGUUCUGAACCUGCUCAGCGCUUGUGUUGAUGUUCUCUCUUCGGAGGGCCACCUGAACGCCAUGAACGCCAUGGAGAUGUCCCAGAUGGUUGUCCAGGCCAUGUGGGACCGCGACAGCCCACUGAAGCAGAUUCCUCACUUUGGCCCCGACGCUAUCAAGGUGGCCAACGAGUACAACAUCAACGAUAUCUUCGAGUUCAUGGAAGCCAUGGAUCCCUCCGAGAACAAGGACUACGCGACAUUGGUCAAGCGCCUUGGCCUGGACAACAGGCAAUUGGCACAAGCCGCGGCCUUCACCAACGAGAAGUAUCCCAACCUCGAACUGGACUUCGAAGUCGAAGAUCCAGAGGGCGUCACCUCCGGCGAGCCAAGCUACCUCAAGAUCAAGAUCGAGCGCGAGGUCGAAGAAGACGAAGAGCCCGACACCUCCGUGCACGCACCUUUCUACCCCAACAAGAAGAUGGAGAACUGGUGGCUCGUGGUCGGAGACGAGAAGACAAAGAACCUGCUGGCUAUCAAGCGUAUCACUAUUGGUCGCAAAUUGGAGCUGCGUCUUGAAUAUAUCGUGCCUACGCCUGGUGAGCACGAGCUGACUCUGUACUUGAUGAGUGACAGUUACGUCGGUGUGGAUCAGGCUCCUACGUUUACUGUUAGGGCUGCUGAGGGAAUGGAUGAGGAUGAGGACGAGGAAGAGGAAGACGAGGAGUAGAUGGCGGAUGUCUGCUCUUUGGACGGUUGGGUUGGGAAUUAUAAAUGAUUUCGUUAUGGUUCGCAUUUCUGUAUUAUAUGUGUAAUGUGGAAUAACAUGAAUCGUUGUUCAAAUUUUGGACUCUGCUGGCGUACUAUCAUACCUUCUGAAUCUCUGUCAUGGAC